AGCUGCAGGGGCGGAGCGCCAACUCCAGCGGGAAGACAGAGACCGCGACGCGCGGGGGAAGCGCGCUGGAGCGAGGAAGAAGGACACCCCGGAACGCAGCGCUACUGCACGAGGAAGUCGCGGUCCCCCAGGACUGAACCCGGCGGCCAGGGCAGCGGAGCGCGCCGGGAGGAGGCGCCCAGGCAGGGUCCAGGAUGGCGUGGUGACUCUCCUCAAGGAUGUGGGCGGGGUGCUAGGCUCGGCGACUCAUGACAGCAGAAGGUCUGGAUCCCCAGCUCAGAAUUCUCACCACUCCACCUGCAGUCUCCACCAUGGCAGCCCAGAAUGGAAACACUACUUUCGCACCCAACUUCAGCCCGGCUCAAGACCAUACCUCCUCCCUCCCGUUCAACUUCAGUUAUGGUGAUUACGACCUCCCUCUGGACGAGGACGAGGACAUGACCAAGACCCGGACCUUCUUUGCCGCCAAGAUCGUCAUCGGUGUGGCACUGGCGGGCAUCAUGCUGGUUUGCGGCGUCGGCAACUUUGUCUUUAUUGCUGCCCUCGCCCGCUGUAAGAAGCUGCGCAACCUGACCAACCUGCUCAUUGCUAACCUGGCCGUCUCUGACUUCCUGGUGGCCGUCAUCUGCUGCCCCUUCGAGAUGGACUACUACGUGGUGCGCCAGCUCUCCUGGGAGCACGGCCACGCGCUCUGCGCCUCUGUCAACUACCUGCGUACAGUCUCACUCUACGUCUCCACCAACGCCCUGCUGGCCAUCGCUAUCGACAGAUAUCUCGCCAUCGUCCACCCCUUGAAACCACGGAUGAAUUAUCAAACGGCCUCCUUCCUGAUUGCUUUGGUCUGGGUGGUGUCCAUUCUCAUUGCCAUCCCAUCGGCCUACUUCACAACAGAGACGGUCCUGUUCAUCGUCAAAAGCCAGGAGAAGAUCUUCUGCGGCCAGAUCUGGCCGGUGGACCAGCAGCUCUACUACAAGUCCUACUUCCUGUUCAUCUUCGGCGUGGAGUUCGUGGGCCCCGUGCUCACCAUGACCCUGUGCUACGCCAGGGUGUCCCGCGAGCUGUGGUUCAAGGCCGUCCCGGGCUUCCAGACAGAGCAGAUCCGGAAGCGGCUGCGCUGCCGCAGGAAGACGGUGCUGGUGCUCAUGUGCGUCCUCACGGCCUACGUGCUGUGCUGGGCGCCCUUCUACGGCUUCAGCAUCGUGCGCGACUUCUUCCCCGCCGUGUUCGUCAAGGAGAAGCACUACCUCACUGCCUUCUACGUGGUAGAGUGCAUCGCCAUGAGCAACAGCAUGAUCAACACCGUGUGCUUCGUGACAGUCAAGAACAACACCGUGAAGUACUUCAAGAAGAUGCUGCUGCUCCACUGGCGGCCCUCCCAUCACGGGAGCAAGUCCAGCGCCGACCUGGAGCUCAAAACCAGCGGCAUGCCGGCCACCGAAGAGGUGGACUGUAUCAGGCUCAAGUGACCGCCUGGUGCUCCGAGGUGGAAAACCCGAAAGCCAGCACUCCGAGCACAGUCCACCAGUAACCAAGUUCACACAGGCUGCCUGGGAAAAGGGCAACUGUGUUCCCACCUCACUGCCCUCAAGGAGCAGAUGCUUCUCAGUCAUGGUGGGCGGUAAGACUCAACGCAGCUGACGUGGACCGGACAGCUCCUGUGUGCCGGCCACACCAAUGAGAUUGGACAAGGCGACAGGAGCUGGCAUUUACCAGUUACUAUGUGCAAAAAUUAAACAAGAAAAAAUGUCAGAAGCUAUUGGAGUCACCAAGCGAUGGCCAGUCAGAAGCCUCACAUGGUUAUUGGCACUCACUCUGCAUCUACCUACCGUCAUUCUCUAUCUCAUCAGUUUGCAGGAAAGUCAAAAGCCUAUAGAAUAAGCCACUUAGACGUGAUGGAAAUGUAAGGAUAAGUUCGUCAGAGUGUGGGGUUUAUAGCCUCUUGGGAAGAAGGUUCAUGCCAUCACGUUGAACUUUCCCACUCAGCUCCCACUACCUCCCUAAGGAUAUUCUUCAGGAUUCUGGCUGUGAGAAAAGAAUUUUUCUCAUAACCAGGCCAUUGGUUAGCUACAGUGGUGUGAUUUCAAAGUAAAGGACCAAAAAAAAUCUCUUUUCCACUGAUGGUUGAAAGCUCAUCAUUCUUUUGGGUGAAGACAUACAGUCCUGAAAUGAGGACCACAUCCUGUCCUUGAUACAUUAGUGUAAAGGAUUCAGAGGCUGUAAUGUCAGGGAGGAAGGGGACAGAGAAAGGGGUGGAGCUUGCCACUGGCAAUGAGCAUAAUCUAUGUUGCUCUUUUACUAAGGUGUAGAUCACUUUUCUAGGACAAAUCGUCUUUUGAGAACAAAGUGAUCUCUACUUGGAACGGAAAGGCCUGGGUUCACGUCUUUAAGAUUCAUGUGACCUGGAUGCUUACUCUCUCUGUUUCUUGGUUUUGCUUCAAUGAAAUAAGGGUGAUGAAAAUACCUGUACUGUCUACUUUACAAGAGUAUUGGGGGAGCCCGCUGACGCCAUAGUUUGUGAAAGUGCUUUGUACUAUACUAGUGACAAGAAUGGCUAAGUGAUAUUGAACAGUUUGGAUAAGAGAAUCCCCAUUCACUGUGACUUAAUGUGAAGAAACACUCCCGCUUUUUCAUUCCUGUUCUUUGGACCAGGGACCCCUGAACUCUUCACAGUGCAGCCCAUCUACACUGGGGUAAAAAAAAAAAAAAAAAGGAACGCCUGUCCUGGGUUAUAAUGAGGAAGAUUUAACUUCAGAACUUCAAUGACUGCCCGCCGCCCCCCACCUCUUCAGAAGCGUUGACGGUCUUCCCUGCAUGUUGUCAAGGAGCUUGCCCCAGGGCUGCAUAAUGUUUGUAUUAGUAUACAUCGGUGAUGAUUGUGUAUAUAUGUCCUCAAUUCUUCCUUGUUCAUUUUGAAGCAGAGACUACAAAUGGUACCCGGUUUGGGACUGACUCAUCCACAUUUGGACAACUCCGACUUUUCUGUAGAGAAAAGGUUAAUGAGUUGUCUGCUUGUCUUUUAAGUGUUGGUUUGCCCAACAGUGAAGUUUCAGCCAACGUUUUCUUCCAUCACCACCCAGCAGACUCACCUUCAGCCCAAUCACUGUACCUUCAGAAAAUGCAGACUCACUUUAACAUUAGCUUAAGCCAAAUGGUUUGUAAGUUCUAAGUUUACAAAAUAUACACAAUGCGAUUUAAAGCAAGCAGCUGUUUGGGUUUGUCUGCAUUUUUACAAAUAGAAUAAUAACUAUGCUUUUAUUUAUUACCCCCAUCCAGACCCUUCUCCUAAUUAGAAGAUUCUUUAAGAGUAGACUGUGCACCAGUUGUGUGUGUCAAAAGAAUUCAGCCCUUUUUUCCUUUUUACCUGAAAUGGACCAUCCUCUUCUCAUUGAAAUUUAACCGAAAUAACUUUGUAAAUAUCGGUGUGUUUGUGAUUUUUUUCCAGGGAAUGAGUGUUAUGUUAUCCAAUUAAAUAAUUAAUAUAUGGAAUCUUAACCACAAUGUUCAAGUGUUUCCCCAUAUAUACAUAUAAGUAUAUUUACAUAUAAACAAAGUAAUAGCCACCUAAACAGUUCAAUCAUGAAACUGAGAAGAAAUUUGUUCAAGGCAUAUUUAGAACAGUGGCAGCUCAAACCAGCAUCCAGCCUCAUGUAGGUUACAUCCCUCAAGCUUACAGCCCAGGAGUGUUUUCAUGCAUGCAGAAACGAUUUUGUGCCCGUGUUACCCCUUUGUUUAAAAGUCAUCUUGUUUGUGUAAUGAAAACCGCUGUUUGCAUGGAGACUGUCCAUUCAUCUAACUGGUGUUAAGGUAAUAAAAAAUU
This is a messenger RNA of Acinonyx jubatus (cheetah), 3817 nucleotides long. RefSeq names its product prokineticin receptor 2 (gene PROKR2). NCBI's taxonomy places the organism in Eukaryota, Metazoa, Chordata, Mammalia, Carnivora, Felidae. The record is from RefSeq and is a predicted model, not a curated record. The transcript is spliced from 3 exons. Gene Ontology annotation, biological process: neuropeptide signaling pathway. The coding region runs from base 249 to 1466 and encodes 405 amino acids. Gene Ontology annotation, molecular function: neuropeptide receptor activity. Gene Ontology annotation, cellular component: membrane.